AUGGACUUCUCCGAGGAUACGCUCAACAAAUCGGACAUUAGCAAUUUCUUCGCCGGAAAGUCCGUCUUCCUCACUGGUGGGUCCGGAUUCCUCGGCAAGGCCAUCCUAGAAAAACUCUUGCGCAGCUGCCCUGACAUCCGAUGUAUCUAUGUUCUGAUGAGACCUAAGAGGGGUACAUCCGUACAGGACCGACUACAGAAAAUUCUGAGUGAACCCCUGUUCACGGAAACCCUCCGGAGACGUGUCGAGGCCAGGAGCAAAGUUCACGUUGUCGAAGGCGAUGUGCUUCUACCCCAACUGGGAGUUUCGUCUCAGGAUAGAGCAACAUUGAUCCAUGAAGUUAACAUAAUUAUCCAUUCUGCGGCCUCAGUCAGAUUCGACGAACCAUUGAAGGAAGCUGUCAACAUGAACAUGGGCGGCACACUUCGAGUUCUGGAGCUGGCGAAAGAAGUUGAGAACCUCGUCUCCAUGGUUCAUAUCUCCACCGCGUACGCGAAUUGCACUUUGAGCGAGGCCGAAGAGAGAAUCUAUGAUCUGGACCACUCGGCUCACGGCAUCCUGCAGAUGUGUGAGUGGAUGGAUGAGAAAUCUCUAAAAGAAGUUAGUUCGUCGAUUUUGGGAACCUACCCAAAUACCUACACCUGCACAAAAGCCUACGCAGAGCAUUUGGUACGGGAGAGCCAAGCGGAACACAAUAUCCCCAUAGUGAUCGUGCGACCAUCCAUAGUUCUCGCCACAUGGAACGAGCCCUUCGUCGGCUGGUUGGACAACAUCAACGGACCCUCGGGACUAUUCAUGGUGGCCGGGCUGGGGCUUCUUCGGGCAGCUCCGGUGACUUUGCGGGAGACCUUUCCAGAUUUGGUUCCAUUGGAUUUAGUGGUGAACACGGUCAUCGUAGCAGCGAAGCAUCGCGCUGACCCCGGAGUCGGACCUCUGCCGAUACUCCACGCCACAGCUGGACCCCAGAAUCGAAUCUCUUGGCAGAAAAUGAGGAGAAUCAAUCUCCGUCUCGCGAGGACCUAUCCGUUGGUGCAGAUGCUUCGAUACCCCAGGAUGGAUUUCGCGUUCAACGAUCUACAUCACAAGUACAUGAUGUUCUUCCACCAUUACCUUCCGGCCCACUUGGCGCAUUUCGCAGUGUCUCUCGCCGGCAAACCAUCAAAAAUAGCUCGCCGAUAUCAACGCAUGAUCAACACGAUCGACAUUUUGAUGUUCUUCUACACAACAGAUCCCAUCUUCAGAAAACAGAAAGCAGAGGCUCUGUUCAAGUCGCUCAAUGAGACGGAUCAAUACCUUUUCCCCAUGCUGGCUGAUCGAAUGGAUUGGGAAGUUUAUCUGAAAGGAUACCUCUUCGGAAUACGAUAUUUCCUCCUGAAGGAGGACCUCACGACGCUGCCGGCCGCCCGGAAACGAUUGACUGUCUUGAAAGCAGCGGAUCUGGCUUCGACUCCCCUGACGCUGUGUUUCUUGUACUUGAUGAUUUCUUGGUUGAUAUCCUGUUUAUCGAUGGCAUCUACCGUGAUUCCGUCAUAG
Messenger RNA from Galendromus occidentalis (western predatory mite), 1533 nucleotides. RefSeq names its product putative fatty acyl-CoA reductase CG5065. Gene Ontology annotation, molecular function: alcohol-forming very long-chain fatty acyl-CoA reductase (NADP+) activity. Gene Ontology annotation, biological process: long-chain fatty-acyl-CoA metabolic process. NCBI's taxonomy places the organism in Eukaryota, Metazoa, Arthropoda, Arachnida, Mesostigmata, Phytoseiidae. The coding region runs from base 1 to 1533 and encodes 510 amino acids. The transcript has 10 exons. Gene Ontology annotation, cellular component: peroxisome. The record is from RefSeq and is a predicted model, not a curated record.